AUGUACAUGUACUCCAAAUACAGCAGCCUAUCUGUGGAGCAGUUCGACACCAUGAGGGAUUAUCGCUCACUGGCUGUUAGCCGAGACCACCGAUACUACCAAGCGCUGGGCUGCUCGUCAGUGUGGGGUGGGGUGGGACAGUCAAGAUGUCAUUUUUUAUUCGACUGGAUCUACAGGGGCUUUAGUAGUAUUUUACAGUUCUUAGGUUUGUACAAAAAGACGGGUAAGCUGGUUUUCCUCGGCCUGGACAAUGCUGGUAAAACAGCACUACUGCACAUGUGGAAAGAUGAGCGACUUGGUCAACAUGUACCCACAAUGCAGCCAACUUCUGAGGAGCUGACAAUCGAUGGCAUGACCUUUACUGCACUUGAUCUGGGAGGACAUAGUCAAGCUCGAAGAGAUUGGAAGAACCACCUGCCGGCUGUGAAUGGAAUCGUCUUUCUUGUAGACUGUGCAGAUCAGUUCAGAAUCACAGAGUGCAAGACAGAACUUGAUGCUCUCCUAGCAGAUGAGACCAUAGUCAAUGUACCAGUGUUGGUGCUGGGUAAUAAAAUUGACCGCCCUGAGGCCAUCAGUGAAGGAGUACUGAGAGACGCUUUAGCUCUUUAUGGUCGUGUUACUGGAAAGGUAAAUGUCUCUUUAAAGGAACCGAAAGUCCGACCGCUGGAGAUAUUCAUGUGCAGCAUGUUGAUGAAACAAGGAUAUAGGGAAGGUUUCAGGUGGUUAUCACAGUACAUCAACUGACAUAUGGGCCUGAAGCUUAACCAGAAGGGAUUUUAUUGACAUGUUUUCAUGAGGCAUGACAAAGUGUCAGUCAGCCCAAAUUUAAAAUCUUAUGAUUCACAACACAUGAAGAGCAAAUUCUUUUUAACUAUUAAAGCAUUUAUUCAGGAUAUAAAAGUUUCUAUGCAAUCUCUUAAAAGUGGUUCAUGGUGAACUGUCUUCUCACAUUAAUGUUAUUAAUGUGAGAAUUAACUCAGGUGAUUGUAGUGAGCGGAUUAACUCAUUUGACAUUUUAAAGUUUAAACUGAAAACAGACAACAGGCAAAUAACUGAGUACAGAAGAUUAAUUUUAGUUCAUUUAAUCUGAUGAGAUGCAGUCACUGACUUGAAAGUAUAUAGCCAAAGAUUGUAUGCUAAUGACUUAGGGAUUAGCAAAGAGAUAGACUGGAUGUCAACAGAAGAAACUGAGUUGAAUUGAAGUAAUUGAAGCUGUAAAUGUGCCGCUCAUAUUCAUUGUCUCGAUGGAAUUGACUUGUUUACAGCUACACCAACCUUUAUGUGUUGAUCAAAGUGAUGUUACAUGUUGAGUUGAAGGCAGCAAAUUCAAAGUUUGUUACUUAGCCUAAAAGAAGUUUUCAUUAUCACUGACUUAGUCAUACAUAACUCAAAGAUGAUGUCCAUACACAACUGAAUUUCAGUGGCUGCUCAUGCUUUGUAAUAUGAUGAAGGCAGUAAUAAUGCAUUGCCCUUAAAAUGUCAGGAUGCAGUAAAGUAGAAUGACCAACUGUACUGCAGCAGAGACUAUUUUAGUACACUCUGAAAGUUGUACUGUAGGUCUGUUUGUUUAAACCUGAUCAUCUUUUCAACAAUGUUAAGUAUUAAUUAGCACUGCAUAAAAUACAAUGUAGUUUUAUCUCUGCUUGUGAGUUGUUGCAGUCUUACUUGAAUCAAGGAGAGAUAGUCGCUGAGCUUCUGUAAAUUACAGUAUGUAUAAUAUAGAUGUAAAUGUUUGUAGGGUAAAGGCCCUGACACCAUAUAGUCGACAUACUGGAAUUAUUUAUAAAUGACAGUUUAUUGAGUUUAUAUUUUCAGCAAUUACAGUAUCUGUGCUGCUAUGAUUUCAUGCUGUAAAAACAAUUUGAGCCUCUGAUGGUGAAUAUUGACUGCAGGUGCUCUAUAUUAUGUGUAUUCUUUGUCACCUAUCUAUCAGCCAGGAGGUUGUAAUCUUUGAACGCUUCUUAUACCAGAUCUAUCAUUAGAAGUUCAAGUAACCUAAAUGAUGAAAUCAAGGCACAUCACUGAGCUUUUCUUUUUAUUCUCUGACAUACAGAAAGGCUUUGAUGCUUAUCUCAUAACUUAAUUAUUGUGAACUGCCUUAAUGUGAUAUCGAUUGAGCGCAGUCAUUUGAGAAGAUGCUGCCUGGUUACUAACAUAACACACUCCAAGAGAAGUGACACCACAUUACAUUAAUUUCUGCUGCCCGUCAUCAGCUACCUGUCUCUUUUACUAAUUAGUUGUAAUAUUUUACCUGUGGUUUUUAAAAAUUUGCAUGGUCAGCCCUCUCCUUAUAUCUGUGGUUUGUUAACUCUCUGAGACAUAACCAGAUCC
Monopterus albus (swamp eel) is the source of this 2331-nucleotide messenger RNA. RefSeq names its product secretion associated, Ras related GTPase 1Aa (gene sar1aa). The record is from RefSeq and is a predicted model, not a curated record. Lineage: Eukaryota; Metazoa; Chordata; Actinopteri; Synbranchiformes; Synbranchidae. Bases 1 to 744 code for a protein of 247 amino acids. Gene Ontology annotation, molecular function: GTPase activity; GTP binding. The transcript is spliced from 8 exons. Gene Ontology annotation, biological process: intracellular protein transport.